Molecule: messenger RNA, 1494 nt
Organism: Achroia grisella
Lineage: Eukaryota; Metazoa; Arthropoda; Insecta; Lepidoptera; Pyralidae
Gene: U2af50
Product: splicing factor U2AF 50 kDa subunit
Exons: 8
Coding region: 94-1341 (415 amino acids)
Biological process (GO): mRNA processing
Cellular component (GO): nucleus; U2AF complex; U2-type prespliceosome
Molecular function (GO): poly-pyrimidine tract binding; pre-mRNA 3'-splice site binding
Source: RefSeq, a predicted model, not a curated record
CAUUUUGUUUUACUUGCUUCUAUAUUAUACUUUGAUUUGUGAUACCAAUAUAAUAAGCAAUAUAAAAUAAUUAAAUAUAUACUAUAAAAUACUAUGGGUGAGGAUAAAGAUCGACGACGCAGAUCCCGAUCAAGGCGCCGUUCUAGAUCACGUUCAAGAGAACGCAGAGAAAAGAGGAAGAGCAGAUCGAGGUCGCCAUCAAAGAGGUCCCGUAGACGUAAGCCUUCUCUUUACUGGGAUGUCCCACCACCAGGAUUCGAACACAUAACGCCAUUACAAUAUAAGGCUAUGCAAGCGGCUGGUCAAAUUCCGGCCAACAUUGUCGCUGAUACACCUCAGGCGGCGGUACCUGUCGUAGGUUCUACUAUAACACGACAAGCAAGAAGAUUAUACGUCGGAAAUAUACCAUUUGGUGUUACUGAGGAAGAAACAAUGGAAUUUUUCAACCAACAAAUGCAUCUGUCUGGCUUGGCGCAAGCUGCUGGUAAUCCAGUUCUCGCUUGCCAGAUCAAUUUAGAUAAAAACUUUGCUUUCCUAGAAUUUAGAUCUAUUGAUGAAACUACACAAGCAAUGGCUUUUGAUGGUAUCAACUUCAAAGGUCAAAGCUUGAAGAUUCGACGGCCUCAUGACUAUCAGCCUAUGCCGGGUACAGAGAACCCAGCUAUAAAUGUACCAGCUGGUGUUAUUAGUACAGUUGUGCCUGAUUCUCCACACAAAAUAUUCAUUGGUGGUCUUCCUAAUUAUCUUAAUGAAGAUCAAGUAAAAGAACUGCUGAUGUCAUUUGGGCAACUUCGAGCUUUCAAUUUGGUGAAGGAUUCCUCAACAGGCCUUAGCAAAGGUUACGCAUUUGCUGAAUAUGUUGACAUAUCAAUGACAGACCAGGCCAUUGCAGGACUGAAUGGUAUGCAGUUGGGUGACAAGAAAUUAAUUGUACAGAGAGCCAGUAUUGGUGCAAAGAAUUCAACAUUAGCAAUGACUGGCGCCGCACCUGUACAGCUGCAGGUGGCCGGCCUAACACUAGCGGGCGCGGGCCCGGCCACCGAAGUUCUGUGCCUUCUCAACAUGGUUACACCCGACGAGCUUCGCGACGAAGAGGAGUAUGAGGAUAUUCUCGAGGACAUCAAGGAGGAAUGUAAUAAGUAUGGAUGUGUACGUAGUAUAGAGAUACCAAGACCCAUUGAAGGUGUGGAAGUACCGGGUUGUGGAAAGGUAUUCGUAGAAUUCAACAGUAUUGCAGAUUGUCAAAAAGCACAACAAACUCUCACGGGUCGUAAGUUCAGUAACCGUGUCGUCGUCACAUCGUACUUCGAUCCUGACAAGUACCAUCGCAGAGAAUUCUAAUUGACAAUCGAUUAUAUCGUUUGGGUGUAACCGGAAGACCACACUGUCAUUAUUAAAAUCUCAUGUAAAAUGUUAAUUAUAAUAAAUUUUUUUCAUCGAUUCCUCUUGAUUAUAUUGUGUAUUUAAUAAGUAACAAUAAAAAGAUUUAAUUAU